AUGAAAAAUUUCGAGGAAGGCAAUGUAAAUGUUGCCGAGGAACACAGUACCGUAGCAUCUGGAGCUGUUAUUACUUGUGUUGGUCAUCCAAUAUAUGAUGAAUUAUUUAUUGACGUCGAUAGAAAAAUAAAAUGCUCAACAUGCAAUUUAUAUACUCCCCUAAAGGACACAAAGCCAAUCAAAGACAACGGGACACUUCGUAAGACUUUAGCUCAGGUUCUUCUUACUAGUGCAGUAAUGCUGACAUCGGCUAGUUGUGGUAUGCCGGUGGGAUACUCAGCAAUAUUAUUACCACAGUUGAAAUCAGCUAAUGGUACAAUGCAAAUAGAUGAUGAAAUGGGAUCAUGGAUUGCAAGUUUACAUUCAGCAGCCACCCCAUUUGGAUCGUUGCUUAGCGGUGUUCUAAUGGAUAGAAUAGGCAGAAAAUUCGUUCUACAACUGGCAUCCGUACCACUCAUUCUAGGCUGGAUUUUAAUAACUCUUUCAGAAAACCACGCCGUACUGCUUCUAGGUAGAGUCAUAGCUGGAUUAUCUGCAGGUUUAAGUGCUGCAGCUGGCCAAGUCCUAAUAGGCGAAUCGACCGAGCCGAGGCUACGAGGAAUGCUUUCUAGUGGUCCAUUUGCUAGUUAUUCUUUUGGAAUUUUAUUAGUUUACGCCUUGGGCUCCUUAUUGUCGUGGAGAUAUGUAGCAGGUUUAAGUACAAUAUUGCCGCUGCUGGCAAUAUUUGCGUUCACAUUUUUACCUGAGAGUCCAGUUUUUUUAAUUAGACAUAACAAACAAGAAGAGGCUUUAAAAUCCUUAUCCUGGCUCAGAGGGGGAAGAAUUACACAGGCAAAAAAUGAAAUCGAACAUUUACUACAACGAGCUAAAUCAGAAGGACAAAUUCACAAAGAAAGCAUCUUCAGCAUAUUCACAAAACCAAACGUGAUGAAGCCACUUCUAAUCAUAAACAUUUUCAAUAUUUUGCAAAUCCUUUCCGGAACAUAUUUAGUCGUGUUUUAUGCUGUGGACAUUUUGAGCAACAUAAACGGAAAACUAAUAAACCAGUUUCUAGCUGCGUCUUUGACUGCAUGCGUUAGAUUUAUUUUCACUAUUAUAGCCAGUCUACUUCUAGCACUAAUCGGAAGAAGAAAGAUCGCUUUAAUGAGCGGAAUAGGGUCCACUAUAUCGGCAUUAUGUCUAGGAAUAAUCCUCCAGCAAGACUGUGAACAAUCCCAUUAUCUUACUGCCUUGUUCACUUUAACAUACGUGGCAGCGAAUACCUUGGGUUUCUUCGUUUUACCUGGUGUGAUGCUUAGUGAACUCUUCCCAGCUAAAGUUCGCGGUCAUGCCGGUGGAAUCACGUUUAUGUUGUUCAAUUUUGCACUGUUUGGUAUAGCUAAAAUAUUUCCUUUUAUUAAGAACAGUAUUGGAAUACACGGAGUGUUCUUAAUAUUCGGAUUAUCGUCCCUUUUAGCCAGUUUAUUUCUCUAUCUAGUCUUACCGGAAACAAAGGGGAAAAGUUUAAGUUAUAUCGAAGAUUAUUUUCAACAAAAUAAUUUUGUGUGGGCUAAGAGAGAUAAAAACUGGGAAAAGAAACUUCACGGAAGUGAGAAUGAAAGACUAAACAAAGCCUAAAUUAAUUAAC
Molecule: messenger RNA, 1627 nt
Organism: Sitophilus oryzae (rice weevil)
Lineage: Eukaryota; Metazoa; Arthropoda; Insecta; Coleoptera; Curculionidae
Product: facilitated trehalose transporter Tret1-like
Exons: 7
Coding region: 1-1617 (538 amino acids)
Biological process (GO): transmembrane transport
Cellular component (GO): membrane
Molecular function (GO): transmembrane transporter activity
Source: RefSeq, a predicted model, not a curated record